Rubroshorea leprosula is the source of this 1719-nucleotide messenger RNA. Lineage: Eukaryota; Viridiplantae; Streptophyta; Magnoliopsida; Malvales; Dipterocarpaceae. The record is from the annotation of a GenBank genome assembly.
CGUAGCUGAACAACCCUCCGUCUUCUUCUUCUUCUUCUUUUUCUUCUUCCGUCUCAUACUCUUCUUCUCCUCCUUCCUUAUCCUCUGUCUCUGUUUUCUCUUGAUUGACUGUACCCACCAAAACCCUUCUGUCAAAAUUCUUUGCUUUUUAUGGUUUUCAAGACAUGAGCGGACCUUCAUCACUGCCGGGUCCCUCUCGGCCUGCUAAAGGAACUAGCUUUCUUACCAAGAUCAAGGAGGUUGCAUGCCUCAAUUCAUCAUCAUCUAAUAAUGGGAAAGGGGGAAAAGGGAGGAGUAAGUCUUCCAGUAACACGGUAUCUCAUGGGUUUCACUUAGUAGAAGGUCAGUCAGGUCAUGAUAUGGAAGAUUACCAUGUUGCUGAAUACACAAAAAGGGGGGACCAUGUUCUUGGAUUGUUUGCAAUAUUUGAUGGUCACUUGGGGAAUCGAGUGCCCAGUUAUUUGAAAGACAAUCUUUUUAACAAUAUUCUUGAAGAGCCAAACUUCUGGAAAAACCCUGAGACAGCAAUAAGGAAUGCAUACCGAUCCACGGAUAAGUUUAUCUUAGAGAACUCCAUGCAAUUGGGGCAUGGUGGUUCUACAGCAGUAACAGCAAUUGUCAUUGAUGGCAAGGAUUUAUGGGUGGCAAAUGUUGGUGAUUCCAGAGCAGUCAUAUGUGAGAGAGGUAGUGCCAAUCAAAUUACGGUGGACCACGAGCCACAUACCGAACGGAGAAGAAUAGAGAGGCAGGGCGGCUUUGUGACUACUCUUCCCGGAGAUGUGCCAAGGGUUAAUGGCCAACUUGCAGUUGCACGGGCUUUCGGGGAUCAGAGCCUUAAAGCACAUUUAAGCUCAGAGCCUGAUGUUAGACGUGUCCCAAUAGACUCAACUAUUGAGUUUGUAAUAUUAGCCAGUGAUGGAUUAUGGAAGGUUAUGUCGAACAAGGAGGCAGUUGAUUUGGUGAAGGGCAUAAAGGAUCCUCAAGCAGCAGCUAAGCGCUUAACGAUGGAAGCAUUGGCGAGAAAGAGUAAAGACGACAUAUCAUGCAUUGUCAUCCGUUUCGGUUGAUGCUACCAAAGCCAUUGGUUGCUUUCAUUUGGUUGGUUUGAUUUUGAAUGUGUAAAUAGGAGAACUCGUACUCUCAGAGAGCCUUUCAUAUGCAAUAACUCUGUUUGUAGAGAUGGUCAAGAGAGAGCAGUGUGAUGCAUUUUUUUGGUCAUGUCCAUACACAGGUCUGAAUGAGGAAUAGUUGUUUGGAUUUAGUUGCUAGGGUGAUUGAUUUGAUACUAGAUAUAAAUAAGAUAUAUGAUAUGGAUACUUGCAUAUUUUGCGUGUCAUAUUCUCCAUCUCCACCAUCUUCUCUCUUCCCCCAAAUCUUCAAAGGAAGUUAAAGUUUCUGACUGAUACACCAGCAACCAUUAUCACUGUCAACUGCUGGUUUGCAAUAUAGAUGGCAAAAUAAUGACUAUAGGAGACCUAAAUCAAUUGAACACCAUUUAUUGCCAUAUAUCGUCCAAUUUAAUGCUGAUCAAUUAUACGUGGAAACUGUUAGUACUAUGAUGUCCCACACUGACACAGAUAUUACUUCCAUGCCAACUAAAAUUCAUGUCAUUUAUGAGACUCUGCCUGCUUUGCUUUGGAGUGGGGGGAUUUUGUUAAAAAUCCCAGAGUUACAGAUCUCAUAUAUACACCAAGCGCGCAAUAUAAGCAAUUAAUGUUG